AUGGCUGCUACAGUUGAGAUCCCUGAGCCGCCAGCCUACCCAUUUGUUGGCCAUGUCUUCCAAAUCAGCCCGACAUUCCAGCUGGGCUCCUUUCGGGAUCUUGCUGAUCAACACGGAGAUAUCUAUCGACUACGUUUUCCCGGAAUCAAUAUUGUCGUACUCUGCACGCAAGCCCUGAUCAACGAAACAUGUGACGAGAAGCGAUUCAAGAAGUGCAUCGCUCCGCCUUUAGAGCACAUUCGAUUAGGUGUACACAACGGGCUCUUUACUGCCCGAGAUGAAGAAGAACCCUGGGGUAUCGCACAUAGAGUCCUCAUACCGGACUUUGGACCCCUCAAGAUUCGUGGCAUGUACGAUGAGAUGUACGAUGUUGCAAAGCAGCUUACUUUGAAAUGGGCCCGUGCUGGACCUAGAGAAUGGGUAAAGCCUACUGAGGACUUCACGCGCCUAACCCUUGAUACUAUUGCGUUGUGCUCCAUGGGGUUCCGCUUCAACAGCUUUUACUCACAGGAGAUGCAUCCGUUCGUCCAAGCCAUGGCCGACUUCCUUUACGAGUGCGGCGAGAUAGACAGAAGGAUUUUCCCAAGCUUCUUCUAUCGCAACCGCGAUAACACGAUGUCUAAAAACAUUGAUACGUUGCGUCGAACGGCACAAGAUGUACUAGACGCUCGUAAGAGUGGCCUAGAUGACCGGGACAAUGACCUGCUUACUGCUAUGCUCAAAGGCGUCGAUCCACAGACGGGGAAGAAGAUGACAGACGGUAGCAUUCUGGAUAACCUGAUUACGUUCCUUAUUGCUGGGCAUGAAACCACGUCAGGAAUGCUCUCUUACGCAUUUUAUCAAAUGCUACACAAUCCCGAAACAUUUCAAAAGGCACAGCAGGAGAUUGAUACAGUCUGUGGCAAGGGUCGGAUUACUAUCGAUCACAUUUCAAAGCUGCCCUACAUCAACGCCGUCCUCCGUGAAACCCUAAGGCUAACCUCGACCAUUCCUGCCUUCUCUGUGGAGCCCAAGGAGGAUACAAUAAUAGCCGGCAAGUAUUUCGUCAAAAAGGGGCAGCCGAUUGUGAAUCUUGUCUUCAAGGCCCACUUAGACCCGGCUGUCUAUGGCGAUACAGUCAACGAAUUUAUCCCAGAGCGUAUGCUGGAUGACAAUUUCAACCGUCUCAAUCGGGAGUUUCCUAACUGCUGGAAGCCAUUCGGUAAUGGCAAGCGGUCCUGCAUUGGGCGGGCUUUCGCCUGGCAGGAAGCCCUACUUAUCAUGGCGAUGCUACUCCAGAACUUCAACUUUGAGCUCGAACCUGGGUAUGAGCUCUCGCACAAACAGACACUAACCAUCAAGCCAGACAAGUUGGCCAUGCGGGCAAUGUUGCGCGAUGGGCUUACCCCGGUGACGCUUGAGCAGCGACUCGGAGGCUCAGGCCCAAGAACUAGCGACUCUAAAGCCGCAGAAGCAGGACUGGCCUCGGGUGAGGGUAGAGGCAAACCCCUUACAAUCCUGUACGGCUCUAAUAGCGGCACAUGCAAGUCGCUCGCUCAGCAGGUGGCCACCAACGCGCCCAGACAUGGAUUCCGUGCUGUCAAGCUUGACUCCCUUGACACUGGCAAGGAGUGCCUUACCACUGAUCACCCUACAGUUAUCGUCACAGCAUCGUUCGAGGGAGAACCGCCUGACAAUGCCGGGCAGUUCGUUUCCUGGAUCCAGAGCCUAGACGCAGAAAAGAAGCCGCUGGACAAAGUCUCGUACGCCGUCUUUGGUUGCGGCCAUAGCGAUUGGGUAAAUACUCAUCAGCGUAUCCCAAAGCUCAUUGACAGCAGGCUGGCUGAUUUGGGGGCUGAAAGGCUUGUCGGCUUGGGCACAUCAGACGUCUCUACGGGAGCAACCUUUGGUGAAUUCGAAGCUUGGGAGGAUGGCAUGCUCUGGCCAGCCCUCAGGGCUCGGUAUGGCGACAACGAUCAACGCAACAGCGCUUCCAUUUCUGAACCGCAGGGAGUCAGCGCCACCGUAUCCCAUCCCCGAAACUCGACUCUCCGUCAGGAUGUCCGCCUCGCUACCGUGAUCGAAACCGAGACACUUACAACAUAUGAGGGCGGCGAACUCACCCUCAAGAAACACGUCGAAGUUGAACUACCCCCUGAGCUAAAAUACGAGACGGGAGACUACUUGGCCGUUUUGCCCGUGAAUCCAGAAGAGACGGUACGACGGGCAAUGAGGGCAUUGGGUCUCUCGUGGGAUGCUCAUCUCGACAUAACGUCGGAUGUACCAGUGGCCCUUCCAAUGGAAGGGUCAGUUUCGGCCAGGGAUGUUUUAAGCUCAUAUGUCGAGCUGUCGCAACCAGCUACCAAGAGGAACAUUCUGAAGCUCAUUCAGAUCACCAAUGACGAAAAGACCAUUCAAGGUCUGACUCAGCUGGCGAACGAGCAUUAUACAAAGGAAAUCAGUGCCAAGCGAGUAUCUGUGCUGGAUCUCCUUGAGCGUUUCCAGGCCCUCUAUAUCCCUAUCGGGACCUUCCUUUCGAUGCUACCUCCUAUGCGCGUCCGCCAGUAUUCUAUCUCAUCAUCGCCGCUCCUCAAGCCCUCCCAUGCAACACUCACCUUCUCAACUCUGCGCGAGCCCUCACUCUCAAACCCUUCGAACCCUCACAUAGGCGUGGCUUCCUCAUAUCUCGCUAGCUUGCAACCCUCCGAUGUUAUCCAAGUCAUCGUUCGCCCAUCUCCGCCCGCAUUCAGCCUCCCAUCUAAUCCUGAAACCACCCCAAUCUUUCUUGUAGCAGCUGGUACAGGUAUUGCCCCAUUCCGCGCCUUCAUCCAGGAGCGUGCGCUCCAAAUUUCUUCUGGCAAGAAACUCGCACCGGCCUACCUCUACUUUGGAUGCCGGUCUCCAGAGUCGGACGAUCUGUAUCGAACCCAACUCGACGAGUGGGAGCGUCUUGGUGCCGUUCAAGUUCGGCGUGCUUACUCUCGGUCCACUGCCACACCUGAGAGUCAAGGCUGCAAAUACGUUCAGGAUCGGUUGUGGAAGGAUCGAAAGGAGGUUUGGGACCUCUGGGAGAAGGGCGGUGCCAAGGUUUUUGUCUGCGGAUCCAAAGCUGUCGCAGAGGGGGUUCGGGACGCAAUGAUACGAAUGAAGAGGGAAGCAAGCCAAAAUGACGAGAGGGGAGAAUCAGAGUUGACAAAGUGGUUCCAUGCGCAGAGGAAUGUGCGAUAUGUUGAGGACAUUUUUGAUUGA
Messenger RNA from Clonostachys rhizophaga, 3228 nucleotides. NCBI's taxonomy places the organism in Eukaryota, Fungi, Ascomycota, Sordariomycetes, Hypocreales, Bionectriaceae. The record is from the annotation of a GenBank genome assembly.